Molecule: messenger RNA, 1695 nt
Organism: Oryza sativa Japonica Group (Japanese rice)
Lineage: Eukaryota; Viridiplantae; Streptophyta; Magnoliopsida; Poales; Poaceae
Source: RefSeq, a predicted model, not a curated record
UCUCAGUUCGACUCUUCAGGUGGAAGCCACAAAACGAACGCGAACUCGAGCGGCGAAGAAGAAGAGAGAGAGAGAUAAGGCGGCGGCAGCGAGAUGGCGGUGACGAUCCAGUCCGUGAAGGCGAGGCAGAUCUUCGACAGCCGCGGGAACCCCACGGUGGAGGUGGACGUGGGACUCAGCGAUGGCAGCUUCGCGAGGGGCGCCGUGCCGAGCGGUGCUUCCACCGGAAUAUAUGAGGCCUUGGAGUUAAGAGAUGGAGGAUCCGACUAUCUUGGCAAAGGUGUACUCAAGGCUGUGAGCAAUGUAAACACUAUUAUUGGGCCAGCACUCAUCGGAAAGGAUCCCACUGAGCAAGUUGACAUUGAUAACUUCAUGGUUCAACAGCUUGAUGGAACCUCCAACAACUGGGGCUGGUGCAAACAAAAGCUUGGAGCAAAUGCUAUUCUUGCUGUUUCACUUGCUGUGUGCAAAGCAGGAGCCAUGGUGAAGAAGAUUCCCCUUUACCAGCACAUUGCAAAUCUUGCUGGAAACAAGACUCUCGUGCUGCCUGUACCCGCUUUCAAUGUGAUCAAUGGAGGAUCCCAUGCUGGAAACAAACUUGCCAUGCAGGAGUUCAUGAUCCUCCCUACUGGUGCAUCCUCUUUCAAGGAGGCCAUGAAGAUGGGAGUUGAGGUGUACCACCACUUGAAGAGUAUAAUCAAGAAAAAGUAUGGCCAAGAUGCCACAAAUGUGGGGGAUGAAGGUGGCUUUGCUCCUAACAUUCAGGAAAACAAAGAGGGCCUCGAACUGUUGAAGGCCGCAAUAGCUAAGGCUGGCUACACAGGCAAAGUGGUCAUAGGAAUGGAUGUUGCAGCUUCUGAAUUUUACAGUGAAAAGGACAAGACUUACGAUCUUAACUUCAAGGAGGAUAACAACGACGGUUCACACAAAAUUUCAGGUGACAGCCUGAAAGAUGUGUACAAGUCCUUUGUUUCUGAGUACCCUAUUGUGUCGAUCGAAGAUCCAUUCGAUCAGGAUGACUGGGCUACCUAUGCCAAGCUUACUGAUGAGAUUGGACAGCAAGUGCAGAUUGUUGGGGAUGACCUUCUUGUUACUAAUCCCACAAGGGUUGCCAAGGCAAUUAGUGAAAAGACUUGCAAUGCUCUUCUCUUGAAGGUGAAUCAAAUAGGCUCAGUUACUGAGAGCAUUGAGGCUGUUAGAAUGUCCAAGCGUGCUGGAUGGGGAGUGAUGGCAAGCCAUAGGAGUGGUGAGACAGAGGAUACCUUCAUUGCUGACCUCUCAGUUGGUCUGUCUACGGGUCAAAUUAAGACAGGAGCUCCCUGUCGGUCAGAGCGUCUGGCUAAAUACAACCAGCUGCUCAGGAUAGAAGAAGAGCUGGGCGAUGCUGCAGUUUACGCUGGAGAAAAAUUCAGAGCCCCUGUGGAGCCGUACUAAACCUUGGCACCUUGCGGUGAUCUUGUGCCUAUGGACCAUGGUGCCAUCAAUCUACUACUGCGUUUUUACACGAGUCUACAAGGGCAAUAAAAUUAGUACUUCUUGACAGUCCCAGAAAUUGCUUAGUUACCCUCGCUUUUUCGUUAAUGGCCAGAUUGUUUGCUUACUACUGUGUUGACACACUUGAGCACCAAUAUGUAAGAUCAAUAAAAGAGCAAAUCGCUUGAUUUUUCAUCAUAAAGUAUUUUUUUCCCCACUCAA